GUGAGUCUAUGAUAUUUUAUUAGUAACGGUUUAUUAGUUUAAAAGCGUGUCCAAGUAAUAUAAUAAACUGUUCAAAUAAUGAUUUUGUUUUCGCUGGCUACUAAUAUCACAUAAAUGAGGCGACGCGCCGGGCCCUCUGCGUCGCAUGCGAGACCACGUGCGGAAACUUUAAUUCGACAUUUGAAUGUUGAACAGACAACACGCGACAUGUCUUCCCCCACUGACUCUCGAAAAGUGAAAAAAAGGAAAUUGUCUAUUGAAACAUGUGAAAAACAGGAUUCACCCAUUUUCUUGAAUUCUAUUAAGUCACUGCCCGAUGAAGAGAAUGUUCAUUGCCUCAGUCUUCGUCAAUUAAUUGGCAGUAAGAAUCUCCGUGAGACAUGGCAAUUCAAUUUUUGCAUCGAUCUUGGUUUCAUCGUGGAAAACAUGCAUCCAAGUGUCCUUAAACAAGUAAAAGUUCAUGUCACACACGGUUAUUCAUAUGACUCACCAAGAAUGGAUGUCCUGCGACAACAAAAGACUCGUCUCCCUAUGGAUAUAGAAUUACACAGUGUGUAUGUUCCGCAAUGGGGAACUCAUCAUUCCAAAAUUAUGGUCAAUUUCUUUGCAGAUGAUUCGUGCCAAGUAGUGAUACACACAGCGAACAUGAUUCAAAUGGAUUGGGAGGGAAUGUCACAAGCAAUAUACAAAACGCCUCUACUUUGGCGGAAAACAGUCGAACGGGAGGGACCACCCUCGGUUGGCGACCGUUUCCAAAAAGACUUUUGCUCAUAUCUGUCUCAUUAUAAGCACUGUGCCAAACUCAUCUGCAAAUUACAGCGAUAUGAUUUUACUUCCGUAAAAGCCAUAUUCAUUUCAUCGGUACCAGGAAAGUUUGGAGGGGAUAAGCUCGAUUCUUGGGGUCACAAUCGUCUGGAAAAGGAAUUGGCAGCCAUCGAGUCCAUGGCAGAGUUUAUGGGUCCCCGAAACAAGUUCCAGGACAGCGACAUUUGUGUAUCCCAGUGUAGCUCCAUGGGAUCAUUUGGCGCCCGACAGGCAUUCUUGAAGGAGCACACAAAGGCGUUACAUUGUGACCUCACCCAUUGGAAGUUGAUAUUUCCAACUGUUACCGAUGUACGGGAUUCACUGCUUGGUUGGCAUUCUGGUUCUUCCAUUCAUUUUAAUGUUACAGCGAGAGGUGCUCCAGCACAAGUGGAAGAACUCGUCAGACACAAUCAGUUAUGUAAAUGGAAAGCAAUGAAAUCGGGACGUCAGCGCAUUGCUCCCCAUGUGAAGACUUACAUGCGUCUAAACGACGAAGGUACUUUAAUCCGAUGGGUUCUACUUACGAGUGCGAACUUAAGCAAGCCAGCUUGGGGUACCCUGGAGGGUGUUGCUGCGAAUUCUAAGACGGAGCAUGGGUUACGAAUCCGUUCCUAUGAAGCGGGUGUUCUACUACAUCCGGGUUUAUUUGCUGAUGACUCAAACAGUGCUUGCGCGUUUUUUCCCGUUUACAAAUCCAAUUCGCUCAAAUCCCCCAACUUUGACUUUCCACUAAGCGUCGCUAUACGUAUGCCUUGGGAUUUCCCCCCACAGCCUUAUGGUGACAAGGAUGACAUUUGGUCUCCGUCAAUUCCGCGUAAUGAGACAGAUUGGUUGGGUUCGAAAUGGCCACCAACGGACUAUUCAUAGGUUUCCCCAACUCGGAAAGAUGCUCUUGUUUGAUUUCUCUACAUCCACAGUUAGCUCCUCAUCGGCAACUUCAUUACUGGAUCCAAUCCAUUCGGCGCACGUGUUCCAAAAACCAGAUUCGCUUUUCCGGAAUUAAUGUCGCAAAGUUUCGGGUAUGCAUUAACUCCUGACGGUCUAAUGACAUCAAGUCUGAGGCAAUUUUAAAACAAGUCAGACAGGAUAAUUCGAAAUGAGUUACCUUCUACAUUUUCUUUCAAUUGUUACGAGGAAUACUAU
This is a messenger RNA of Schizosaccharomyces japonicus yFS275, 1947 nucleotides long. RefSeq names its product tyrosyl-DNA phosphodiesterase Tdp1. Lineage: Eukaryota; Fungi; Ascomycota; Schizosaccharomycetes; Schizosaccharomycetales; Schizosaccharomycetaceae. Gene Ontology annotation, biological process: DNA repair; base-excision repair; DNA topological change. The transcript has a single exon. Gene Ontology annotation, cellular component: nucleus. Bases 115 to 1671 code for a protein of 518 amino acids. The record is from RefSeq and is a predicted model, not a curated record. Gene Ontology annotation, molecular function: 3'-tyrosyl-DNA phosphodiesterase activity; phosphoric diester hydrolase activity; 3'-deoxyribose phosphate lyase activity.